AUGCCUGAAGCCGUAGCGGCUGCAAACGUGUCUAAAAACAAAGGAGGCGCGUAUGUGGACCGGGACAAACCCGCCCAGAUCCGCUUCAGCAACAUCAGCGCCGGGAAAGCUCUUCUUGAUGCCUGCGCUAAACUGCUACAGAAAGGACUCCACCCGACCAUCAUUUCCGAGUCCUUCCAGAAAGCCGUAGAUAAAGGUGUGGAGAUCCUGACGUCCAUCAGUCAGCCGGUGCAGCUCAGCGACAGAGAGACUCUUCUGAACAGUGCCACCACCUCGCUCUGCUCUAAGGUGGUGUCCCAAUACUCCAGCCUGCUCGCACCCAUGAGCGUCGACGCAGUCAUGAAGGUCAUCGACCCCGCCACCGCCACCAGCGUAGAUCUCCACGAUAUCCACAUCGUCAAGAAACUCGGAGGGACCAUUGAUGACUGUGAGCUGGUGGAUGGUCUGGUGUUGACUCAGAGGGUGGUGAACACUGGAGUGUCCCGUGUGGAGAAGGCCAAAAUCGGCCUCAUCCAGUUCUGCCUGUCCCCUCCUAAAACUGAUAUGGACAAUCAGAUUGUGGUGUCGGACUACGCUCAGAUGGACCGUGUGCUCCGUGAGGAGAGAGCUUACAUCCUUAAUCUGGUCAAACAGAUUAAGAAAGCCGGCUGCACUGUGCUGCUCAUCCAGAAAUCCAUCCUGAGAGAUGCGCUGAGUGAUCUGGCCCUUCACUUCCUGAAUAAGAUGAAGAUCAUGGUGAUUAAAGACAUUGAGAGGGAGGACAUUGAAUUCAUCUGCAAGACUCUUGGCACCAAACCUAUAGCUCAUAUUGACCAGUUCACUCCAGAGAUGCUGGGAACUGCAGAGCUAGCAGAAGAGGUUAACCUGGACGGAUCUGGCAAACUAGUGAAGAUCACAGGAUGUGUAAAUCCAGGAAAGAUGGUCAGUAUUGUCGUCCGUGGUUCCAACAAACUGGUGAUUGAGGAGGCAGAGCGAUCCAUCCACGACGCCCUCUGCGUCAUCCGCUGUAUGGUCAAGAAGAGGGCUCUGAUCGCUGGCGGCGGAGCACCAGAGAUUGAGCUGGCGCUGAGGUUGGCAGAAUAUGCCCGCAGUCUGGCCGGCAUGGAGGCGUACUGUGUGCGUGCGUACGCCGAUGCCCUGGAGAUCAUUCCCUCAACUCUGGCAGAGAACGCUGGUCUUAAUCCCAUCUCUACAGUCACGGAGCUGCGCAACAGACAUGCACAGGGAGAGAAAACGGCCGGGAUUAACGUCCGCAAGGGUGGGAUCUCUAAUAUCCUGGAGGAGCUGGUAGUUCAGCCUUUGCUGGUUUCCAUCAGCGCACUCACCCUCGCCACGGAAACGGUCCGCAGCGUCCUCAAGAUUGAUGAUCUCGUGAACACGCGAUAAAGUGAAUGUGAUUAGUGAAGGAAGAACCAGCCCCACGCUAGCACCCCGAUAAGACCAACUGAUCUGUCGCUGUCUGUUGCUGUUACCUGGAAUAAUUUAAUAAAACGUUUUUUUGACACAGUAA
Molecule: messenger RNA, 1510 nt
Organism: Sinocyclocheilus rhinocerous
Lineage: Eukaryota; Metazoa; Chordata; Actinopteri; Cypriniformes; Cyprinidae
Product: T-complex protein 1 subunit delta-like
Exons: 11
Coding region: 1-1386 (461 amino acids)
Biological process (GO): protein folding
Molecular function (GO): ATP binding; ATP hydrolysis activity; ATP-dependent protein folding chaperone
Source: RefSeq, a predicted model, not a curated record